Harpegnathos saltator (Jerdon's jumping ant) is the source of this 815-nucleotide messenger RNA. RefSeq names its product COMM domain-containing protein 8. The record is from RefSeq and is a predicted model, not a curated record. The transcript is spliced from 5 exons. Bases 262 to 798 code for a protein of 178 amino acids. NCBI's taxonomy places the organism in Eukaryota, Metazoa, Arthropoda, Insecta, Hymenoptera, Formicidae.
CGUCCAGAAGAGAAAUCGAGGUGAUAGUCCUGUCAGAUGCGGUUGUAUUCGUUUUUUAACCUUAAACGUGUAGUGCGCAGCCGGGUAUGGUGAUACUUGAACAAGUUAACAACAAUUUCCUGUUAUUAAAUGCAUAAUGUGUGGUAUCCCAAUAAUCUAACUUAACAAUUAUGCUCUCUGACAGUAACAAAAGAUUUACAAGCCAGGAAAGAAAGGAAGAAAAAUGUAUAUGUAAGAUAGAAAUUGUAAUAAAUAUCAGUAAUGAAGAGCAGCCAAUCGUUGUAUAUUAGCCUCUUCAGUGAAGAGAAGAGCGACGUCUUAAAAGAGUUGCUCCAUGCGUGCGUUGACGAAAUUUGCGGCCGUCCAGGACCAUCCUAUCGUAAAUUCAUUAACAGUAUGGAUUGGAGCAGGGCGGAAUAUGAAGGAGUUUAUAAGUUGUUAUCAACAUUAUUGAAAAAUCCCGCAUCACUGUACAUGGUGGACGAGAAGAUGCCACAAGAAUAUCAUGAAUUACCAGAGCAAGUGCAACAAAAUGUUCUUACUUGCUUAAAAGUACGCAGGGAACAACUUACAAAUGCUUUAUUGAAGGAACAUUACAAAAGGAAAUUACCAACUGUUACUAAUUUUGAUUGGAGAUUAAAGCUGGUGAUGGGAUCAAGCAAGAUGGCUUCUUUGCGGGAAUCCCUUCUGCAAUUGGAUUUCAUAGUUGAGGACAUGGACUCUCGGCGAAUAAUUAAUUUAGAACUAAAUAAGGAUGAAUUAGAAACAAUGAUUAAUGUUUUAGAAGUAUUAGUGUAACAUUUUGUAUAUAUAUA